GCCCCACACAGUAGGCAAGAGGGAUUGUUAGCUGAUUCUCCAAAAUGUCAGGUAUGGCACCAUGGUCUUCCCGCUCUCCUAACCCUCACACCACUGGAGAAAGACCUAACAUUUCAUCCUGGUCAGGAAAAGAAAAAAAAAGAGCAAGUGUCACUCAUGGAAAUGCAAUAGAAGGUUCAAAGAAGGUGUUACACUGGGAGCCUACAAUAGAGAAGACAGGAUGGAGGGCAUCCAAGGAAAGGAAACAAUCAGAUUCAACAAACUUCGUGGAGAGGUUAGAAGGGAAGCAUGGGAAGUCCGUGGCUGUCGCUCACAAGAAAGAGAACCACCAACUCACUAAAACCAAACAGUCACUGGAAAAUCUGAAACACCUUCAAGACCACAAGAUAGAUCAAGAAGAAAAAAAGCUCAGAAAAUUAUUACUGAAGCCCUCAGCAGAUGACGAAGUGGAAAAUUUGACCUUUGUCCCGAUCCUCCCAUCCUCUCCCCCAAGACGACCAUCAGCAGGUAGAAUUUCAUUCCUGAUACCAUCUCACACAAGUAUGCCACAGCUCAUUUCUCAAAGCACUUCGACACUUUAUUUCCCAGCAUCCCUUAUAAGGUAUCCUGUUAUAAACCCCAUUUGGCAGUCCUUCCUAAAGAAUGCCCUGAGACAAAUCAAAAGAUCCUCAGAUGAUUUUUCAACAUAUAGAGAUCCUGAUCUUCCAAGGACCUACAGCAACUACCUCAACACUUUGAAGGAGGCAAACAGAAGGUUAAUGUCUGACUCAGACGGGCCAGAUAAUAUGGCGUCAACAAUCCCACGGCUGAAUAUCCCACGUAGAAGCAGCUUAGACCCAACCAACCAGUUUUUGCAGGAUUCCUUCUCUUCCCGUAAAGGACUGAAUUCAAAAGUGAUAGACCCAUCAUCUGGUUUCCAGACGUAUGAUCGAAAGAUGAAGAAUUUAGUUGAUAGGAGUCCAAUUGCUGUUGCCCCGCUGUUGAAGCCCCAUGAAGUCCUGAGCUGUAGGUACCUGCGGCUUUCCAAGAACAACAUUCAGACCUUGCUCAAGCUGUGUAAGGAAGCAGGAAUGGAAGUAGACAUUCAUCCUCACAUGAAUGAAUCAGAAAUGAAUGCCAACAAGAUAUUCACCCAAAAACACAGCGUUGCCCUCUGAGUCACCCCUUCUCUUUUAGUAAUUCAGAUCUACUUGGGAGGUGACACUGAUCAUCAGGUGGCCACAAGCACAGCCCCUAAUUUGGGGACAGGCCUGGCAUCCUAAUUUAACAACAACAGCAACAAUCAACAAACCAAUAGUAGGUUAUGGUAUUUUUAUAUUAUAAUGCUUUCAAUGAUGGAAGCUCUGUACACAUCUGGA
Messenger RNA from Monodelphis domestica (gray short-tailed opossum), 1358 nucleotides. RefSeq names its product chromosome 1 C16orf78 homolog (gene C1H16orf78). The record is from RefSeq and is a predicted model, not a curated record. NCBI's taxonomy places the organism in Eukaryota, Metazoa, Chordata, Mammalia, Didelphimorphia, Didelphidae.